This is a messenger RNA of Penicillium salamii, 495 nucleotides long. The record is from the annotation of a GenBank genome assembly. Lineage: Eukaryota; Fungi; Ascomycota; Eurotiomycetes; Eurotiales; Aspergillaceae.
AUGUACUCUGUUUCGGUCGACCGAAGUGAGGUUAUCUCUGAAAUCCUGGCUUACAGCGAGCUUGUCUUACCGUUUUCGCAAGAUUUGGCUCGUAGGAUCUUCAAUGACCAUCCUGACUACGAGUUUUACUACGAAUCCUGCUCUCUGGUCGCUUCUGCUGUAACGCUGGUUCUCUCUAUCUCCUUUUAUCCUUGGGGCUUGACACCUUUGGUAUUGACUUUUUGCAUCUUCUAUGGUAUCCUUUUCUCCUUUUUGAUUGCUACUAUCGGAUUGAAAAAACAACGUAAGGGAGAGAGUCAUAGCAUGUUUGUGGGAUCACUAUCUGUGAUAGUAAUCAUUUGCUUGACUGGUGCCGCUUUUGUGAUGUUUGCUUUUGGGGUUUCUGGGCCUUACUCCGGUUGGGCCGUCCUUGGUGUGGCUGGUUUGUACUUCCUUUGCUCUUUGUUUGCUUCAGCCGGUGAUUGGCAUACAAGAGUUCACCUCGCCGAAGUAUAA